AUGUCAAGUGUUGGCAGUUUCAGUACUACAGAUCUUGUUAGUAUUAUCGUCGGAGGUGUCUUAGGUCUUGCUACUGUGAUCGGUCUUGCUUUUACUAUUUAUUCAAUGUGUUGUAAGAAGAAUAAUCCACCACAAGUAGCACCUCAAAACCAUCCACCCUCUCAACCAUACGGUCCUUACGGUCAACCUAUGUAUAGUGGAUAUUACCCACCACCCCCGCCGCCAGCCUCAUAUAAUCAACAAGCGCAAAUACAGCAACCCAUCAAUCAACAAUCAAUGCCCAGUGAUAAGCCGUCAAAUUAUGCUGCUGCACAUCCUGGAAAUGGAAUUUUCAAUCCAUUCGAAUAUGGUCUACACAAAGAGCAAAUUCAACAUCCCAAAAUAUGUUUAAAAGAAGAUAAUUUUCAUGAUUUAAAAGUAGAUGCAGUUUGUCGUUCAAAUCAACCAAGUCACUUUAGUUAUAAUAAAAAUAAUUUUGAAAACAUAUUUGAACACGAUAGUCUUCUUGAUGCAUUCACUUUACAAACGAAUUUGAUCGACGUACAAAAUAUUGAUACAAAUGAAAAUAUGCAUUGGCGACAACAAAUUAUUAAUUCAUUGGAUUCACAAUUACAAAACAUUGUGGAUGAACUCAACGAAAAUUCAAAUAUUAGUGAAAGAUUUCAAUGGAAUUCUCCAGCGACUUCUAUCACUAUGGAAAAAGUGUCACCAAAUAAUCUAGCAGGAAAACAUCUACUUCAAGCAAAUGGUGCUGAUGUUCGAUUUCCACAAUUGAAUAUUAAUAAAUCUGCUGUAAUCAAAUUAAUUACCUUACCAUAUUCAUCAGUUGUUUCAUUAACGUUACACGACCAAUAUGGUAAAAUAAUGCAUAUUAAAAAUACAACAGAUCCCUUCGAAAUUGUCAUACCACGUAAAACUAAUACUAUAAUGCCGCCUAUGUUCCGUGAAAACGUUACAUUAUCACCGAAUAAUUUAAAAUUUAAAUUUUAUUCAGUUAAUUUAACACAUGACGUUAAUUUAUCAAUUUCACUUCACAUUGACAUCGAGCCGGAAAACAAAGAUCUUUCCUAUUUAUUUAUUAUUCGUUUUAAUGGAGCACCUAAUUACGAAGCAAACCUUAUUGAUGAUUGGAAACUCAUGUGUCCAAAAGAUCGAAAAUCUAAUACUUCAAAAUAUACAUACUUUAUAGAUAACACUCGAAUUUCACAUCAUCAAUGGGCUAUUGUUGGUAUUCGUGAAAUGAAACAAUGUAAUAAAGAUAAUCUUAGUGAUAGUAUUCAGUUUUCCUCGGAUUAUUCUAUUCGUAUUUAUACAUCCGGCUGUUAUUAUCUUGAUAGUAAUAAUAAUUGGCAAUCAGAUGGAUUGAAAGUUGGACCUAAAACAAGUGAAACUUUUACACAAUGUUAUUCAACACAUUUGACAACAUAUGCUGCAGGCUUUGUUGUACUGCCGGAUCCUAUUCCUUGGCAUGCAUUAGAUUUUAACCCAGCAAACAAUGUAACAAUUUACGUUACAUUAAGCAUUUUAUUUGUACUAUUUAUUUUGACGAUGAUAUUUUCAUAUUAUAAAGAUGGUGCGGAUGCUAAAAUGCUCAUGGUUGUGCCACUUCGUGAUAACAACCGAAAUGAUAAAUAUCUUUAUCAAUUAGUUGUAUUUACUGGAAUGAGAGCAAAUGCUGGUACGAAAUCAAAAGUCCAAUUUAUUCUUUCGGGCAGCGAAGAAGAAACUUAUGCAAGAAAAUUAACUGCUGAUAGACGAACACUAUGUCGUGGAUGUGUUGAUUCGUUCAUUAUGGCUGUUCCAAGAUCGCUUGGUCAACUGAAUUUUCUACGUAUUUGGCAUGAUAAUUCUGGUCAAGGUUCAGAUGCAUCAUGGUUUCUAAAAUAUAUUGUAGUUCGAGAUUUGCAAACGAUGGAAACAACUUAUUUUAUCUGCGAAAAAUGGUUAGCAGUUGAAGGAGACUCAGGAGAAAUUGAUGUGACGUUAAAUGCAGCAGGUGAACUUGAACAAAUAGAAUUGAAACAUGUUCUGUCAAAAAAUGCUUAUCGAUCAAUGGCUGAUAAUCAUAUAUGGUUUUCGAUUUUUGCUUAUCAUAUACCAUCCGCCAUUCGUUUUACUCGUAUACAACGAUGUACUUGCUGUUUUGUAAUACUUUCCAUGAGUAUGCUUAUGAAUCUUAUGUUCUAUGAUGCAAGACAAGCAACAUCGACGAAUGAAGAUAAUGAAUCCAGUUUAUCACUUGGACCAUUUCUUAUAUCCAAAGAAGAGAUCAGCAUUAGUAUUUUUUCGGAACUCAUUAUAUUCUUUCCAAGUUUAUUUCUGGUCACUCUAUUUCGCCGAUCAAAACCACGACAUCCUCGAGUAAUAUCUCCUGUUGCUGAAGCACUUCAAAAUAUCCGAGGUAAAGAGCCAAGUACAAAAACUGCAUCUCAUUUGGUUCAAGUUAAAGAAAAAAAAUUUUAUUUUCCAUGGUGGUGUUUAAUACUUGCUUAUGUUCUUUCAUUAUUAAUGGUUUUGACUUCGAUAUUUUUCAUACUCGUGCGAAGUGCUCAAUAUAAAGAUAAAAAAAUACGUAAAUGGAUUAGUUCAGUUCCGACCAGCUUUUUCGCUUCUGUACUUCUUACUCAACCACUAAAAGUACUUUCACUGGCAUUCUUAUUUAUGUGUCUUUGUCGAAAAAAAUCUCAAACUGAAGCUUUUAUUGAACAUCAAGAUCCCGUUGAAGAUUUUACAGUUUCAAGUGAAGAUGCACAUAAGAAAUUUCCACCAAAAUCUCUUCUAGCUAAAAUUCAUCUCGAUCCUUCUCGUGCAAAACGUGAAAAAGCUGCCUUAAAGAUAUUACGCGAAAAUCGUCUGAAAGAAAUGAAAUCAUGGGCCAUUUUACGUGAAUUAUUUUUUCUUUUAUUGUUUCUUGGAGUUCUUUAUGCAAUCAGCUUUGCUAAUCGUGAUGUUGGAAGUGCACAUCACAUGGUUGAUCAUUUACGAAAGGAAUAUUUAGGCUCGGAUCUUUCUCGUGGAUUCGAACGUUCUAAAAGAGGAAAUAAAUAUGCCGUGGUGUCUGGAAGUAUUCUAUCAGUUGUAGAUUACUGGAAAUGGUUACAAGAUGAUUUUCCUAAUAAAUAUAUACUAACGCGAUGGAAUGAUUAUAGUACAACAGCAAAAGUAUUACAAAAAAUGACUAAAACAAAUAGAGUCAUUGGUUGGCCUACAUUAAGACAAUUACGCGUUAAGAAUGACACAUGCCCAAGAACUGUGCUACAAGGUCAAAUGGACAUUGAUGAUUGUAAUCUACCUUAUACUUGGUAUAAUGAAGCUAAAAUUCCAUUUGGCUUUAAUAUCUAUGCGAAUGAUUCACCAAAAUUUCUUAAAACUUUUACUUAUCAACCAAGUGAAGAUUAUACAUUAGUUUAUUCAACACCCCAUGCAACCUACAUGCCAGGUGGUUACAUUCAUGAAAUACAAGGAGACUCGAAUGAUACCAUUAGAAAUGGAUUUCUUUAUCUUCAAAAUCAUCGUUGGAUUGAUCGAUAUACUCGAGCAGUUUUUCUAACGCUUGCUCUAUAUAAUCCAAAUGCUAAUUUAUUUGUUCAUUGUUCAUUUAUUCUUGAACAAUUGCCUGAUAUAAGACAGGUUAUUUUUCGAGCAUCAUUUCAACCAUUUAGACUUGUUCAAUUAUAUACAGGAGCCGAUCUUAUCUAUUGUUUUAUUUAUCUUAUUCUAAUUAUUUAUUAUAUGGUGAAAGAAAUUAAACUUUUAAUAAAAAAACGCCAAAAUUAUAUAAAAGAAUUUUGGUCAUACAUCAAUUGGGGCAUUAUUGUAUGUUCAUGGGCUGCCGUUGUGAUACAUAUUUUUCGACAAACAGAAAUGAAGAAAUUAUCAAAUUCAUUGAAAAGUGUUAAAGGACUCAGGCCAAUAAGUUUAACAUUUUUCGCUUACCUUGAUACUCUCUUAACUUAUCUACUUGGUUUUUGCUGUUUUUUUGGCACUAUUAAGAUACUUCGUCUGCUUCGUAUUAAUCGCCAUUUGUCACUAUUAACAUUAACAUUAAAAAAGUCUGCUAAACAAUUGUUGGGUUUUUUUCUUAUAUUUGUAGUGAUAUUUGUUGCUUUCAAUUCAUUAUUUUAUUUAUUAUACCAUUCCUAUGUAAGACAAUAUUCAUCAUGGUUAGAUACAGCGUUAACCUGUUUUCAAAUGAGUUCAAGGCACUUAUCGACAAUACCUGAUUUAAAGAAGAUCGAUACAUUCAUAGCUGCCGUGUCUUUGUUUUUAUUUAUUUUACUCGUCGUAUUUAUGCUCACGACUAUGUUUGUAUCAAUUAUAGUUGAUAAUUUCAACAUUGUACGUCGUGAGCCAUUCAAUCAUGAAAAUGAAGUCGAAUUAGUUCACUUUACUAUUGAUAAAAUAAGACAAUGGCUAAGUAUGUCUACACGAAAACGAAAAAUUCAAACAAAAACAAAUCCCGUAACUGAAUUUCCGGAGAAAAUCGAUGAACUGAUACUUGCCGUUGAUAAAUUAUACGGCAAUACAAAACGCUAA
Molecule: messenger RNA, 4536 nt
Organism: Rotaria socialis
Lineage: Eukaryota; Metazoa; Rotifera; Eurotatoria; Philodinida; Philodinidae
Source: the annotation of a GenBank genome assembly